AUGCACGCACAAGCGUCAUCGCAGAUCGACAUGACGUACAUUACAUCGGUUUGGGUCCUUGACCUACUGGCAGUAGUUAGCCUCGUAGCUGGGCAAGAUCCAAGAACGAGAAACCAGGCACCGCUUAAACCUGCCGCCGUAGAAACAGAUGCAGCUAGAAUAGCAAGGCAAGUAAAUUCAGCGCCAGCAUUUCUCAACGCUCAAAGAGGACAACUAGAUGACAUCGGUAUUAAUGGAUUUCAAAAAGUGCACUCUCUAUCAAUUGAUGGCUCCGAUUCUCUCGGAACUGGCUUUAGUUCUCUAAACCUAAAAUCGAGCGAUAUACCCGAUAUAACAAAGUCAGCAAUAAGGAGGAGUCAUCAUGGUGGGCACCACGACCACGGACAUCACCAUGAUCACCAUCACGGUCACCAUCACGAAGCUCACCACGGCCAUCAUCAUGGACAUGAACAUCAUGCUAAACAUGAUCAUAAGCAUGGACACCACCAUGAUCAUGGCCAUCAUCAUGGUCAUCACCAUGAUCACCAGCACGGACAUGACCAUAAAGCUGAUCAUAACCAUCAUCAUGGUCACAAGCAUCAUCACGGACAUCAUCACAAACACGAUCAUGGUCAGGAUCACAAGCAUGGGCAUCACCAAGAUCAUAAGCACCAUCAUGGCCACGAACACCAUCACGGUCAUGAACACAAGCAUAGUCACAAACAUGGACACAAGCACGGACAUCACCAUGGCCACCACCACGGUCACCAUCACGAACAUCAUUCUAAACACGAGCAUCAUGAAGAGCACAGGCAUCACGGAGAACACCAUCAUCACCAUAAACAUGCCCACCAUAACGAACACCAUCAUCACCAUGAUCACCAUCACGUCAACGAACAUCACCAUCACCACGCGCACAAGGAAAAAGAAACUCAUCAUCAUCAUCACGGGCAUGAGCACCAUGAAGGCCAUAAGCACGAACACAAGCAAGACCAUCAUCACGGCCAUCAUCAUGGUCACAAACAUGGACACCAUGAGGAACAUAAGCAUGGUCAUCAUGAGGAUCAUCAUCACCAUCACGGACACGAACAUAAACAUGGACAUCAUGAGGAUCAUAAACACGGGCAUCAUGAAGAUCAUCAUCACAAGCAUGGUCACGAACACAAACAUGGUCAUCACGAGGAACACAAACAUGGGCAUCACGAAGAUCAUAAGCACGAUCAUCAUGAAGACCAUCAUCACAAGCACGGACAUCAUCACAAACAUGGACAUCACGAGGAACAUCACCAUGGACAUCAUCAAGAACACCAUCAUGGACAUCAUGAGGAACACAAACAUCAUCAUCACGAGGAUCACAAACAUGGUCACCAUCACGAAGAAGAACACAAUCAUGGACAUGGUCAUGAGCACCACCAUGAUCAUCAUGAGCAUCACAAACAUCACGAAGAUCACAAGCAUCAUGAAGAUCAUCACCAUGGACAUGAUCAUCAUCAUGGUCACAAACAUCAUCAUGACGAUCAUCACAAGCACAAGCACGAUGAAGAUCAUCAUCAGAAACAUCACGAAGAUCAUCACCAUUUUGCUUCUGAAAAACACACUCAUCAUUCUCACGGUCAUAAGGCUCUUGGACAUAAUUUUGGUGGAGUACAUAAUCUCGACGAAUACAUUUUCCCAGAGGAGAGUGCUCCACUCGGAGCGAAAGCACCCAUUCCUGGCCUUAAAAUUGAAAAAGAAGCUGCAGUUAACGAAAGCACAAGCCCCUUCACCAUACAAAUAUAA
Molecule: messenger RNA, 1758 nt
Organism: Belonocnema kinseyi
Lineage: Eukaryota; Metazoa; Arthropoda; Insecta; Hymenoptera; Cynipidae
Product: histidine-rich glycoprotein-like
Exons: 2
Coding region: 1-1758 (585 amino acids)
Source: RefSeq, a predicted model, not a curated record